Salvia hispanica is the source of this 801-nucleotide messenger RNA. Lineage: Eukaryota; Viridiplantae; Streptophyta; Magnoliopsida; Lamiales; Lamiaceae. The record is from RefSeq and is a predicted model, not a curated record.
AUGAGGAUGUUGGCCUACGGGGCGGCGGCCGACUUGCACGACGAAUAUUUGAGAAUGAGCGCACAACUCAUUCGCAAAUCUCUCAUCAAGUUCGUUGAAGGUGUAAUCUCUAACUUCGGCGAUGAGUACUUGCGAAAGCCCAACGAAGAAGACUUGGCAAGACUUCUGCAUAUUGGAGAACAACGUGGGUUUCCAGGUUCGAGAAAUGAUAUUAAUGUGCUUGAUCAAUCUCCUGUUUUUGAUGAUAUUUUGGAAGGUCGAGCACCGAAGGUCAAUUACAUAGUAAAUGGCCAUGAAAAAAAUAUGGGAUAUUAUCUCACUGAUGGCAUAUAUCCUCAAUGGGCGGCAUUUGUCAAAUCUAUACCAGGUCCACAAACGAUGAGGCACAAGUUGUUUGCUCCACAUCAAGAGUCUACGCGAAAAGAUGUUGAGCGAGCUUUUGGUGUUUUGCAAGCUCGUUUUGCUUUUAUCAAAUGUCCAUGUCUUAUUUGGGAUCGUGAUAUUAUGGGGAAAAUAAUGAUUGCUUGCAUAAUCUUGCACAAUAUGAUAGUGGAAGAUGAAAGAAGCACAUAUUCGAACUAUUGUGAUCCAGCAGAAUUUAUUCAAGAUCGACUUGGACAAAGUAGUCGUGAGAAUGAAGAUAGAGAUGCGAAUAAUGAUUUCAUAUAUUCUACGAAUAGGAUUGCGAGUCUAGCUUCUUACAUGAAAAACAAAGCCCAACUUCAAAACAGAGAAGCUCACAAAGCUCUGCGAGACGAUUUGGUUGAGCAUAUAUGGGCAAAAUUCGGCAAUUGCAAUUGA